Messenger RNA from Phytophthora sojae, 585 nucleotides. RefSeq lists its product as hypothetical. Bases 1 to 585 code for a protein of 194 amino acids. The record is from RefSeq and is a predicted model, not a curated record. Lineage: Eukaryota; Oomycota; Peronosporomycetes; Peronosporales; Peronosporaceae. The transcript has a single exon.
AUGCCGAAGAAGCAGAAGACGAAGGCGGCACCAUUUAACGAUAAGUUGAAGGGACUGUACCAUUUUGUGUCUGCCACCGAGAAAGUUGUUGAAUUGCUGGAAAGCAGAUCGUGUAAACCGGUGCACAAAGCCUCAGCGGCAGCGUUCCGGGGCGGUGGACUCGUGACAAACAAGGUGCUGGAGCUGGUUCAAAGCGGUGGGAGUAUCGACGAGUCCACCGCUUGUCUGUAUCGAGACACCUCCGCUCGGUUGGGGACACUCCUGUCGGACGGGCGAGCGGUUAGCAAGUUGCAGUUGAAGGCCGUGAUGAAGCUGAUGGACGGGCUUGGCAAGGUGGCCCAGGUAUCCAGCGCUAGGACGGAUCUCCCGCUAACUCUGUCGGACACAGUGUUAAUGUCUACUUGGCUGGACUUUAAAACCUACGUCGAUGGACACGGCGACGACAGGUUACUCAUGAUGCAACAGUAUGUGAAGACUUUCCAGAGCCAGCAGAGACGAGGCCCGUUGAAGACCCUUCUGGAGGACUAUGAAGAGGAAAUGCGGUCGUUUCGGGGGCGACGCGCGUGGAGCUUCCCCUCGUUCUGA